Molecule: messenger RNA, 1494 nt
Organism: Lodderomyces oxycetoniae
Lineage: Eukaryota; Fungi; Ascomycota; Pichiomycetes; Serinales; Debaryomycetaceae
Gene: RPD3
Product: Rpd3p
Exons: 1
Coding region: 1-1494 (497 amino acids)
Biological process (GO): negative regulation of transcription by RNA polymerase II
Cellular component (GO): nucleus; Rpd3L-Expanded complex
Molecular function (GO): histone deacetylase activity
Source: RefSeq, a predicted model, not a curated record
AUGUAUGUCGAACAACCGUUUGAUGAGAUAAAAGUUCUGCCUCAAAAGAGACGAGUGGCGUAUUUCUACGACCAAGAUGUAGGUAAUUAUUUCUAUGGAACGGGACAUUGCAUGAAACCUCAUCGAAUAAGAAUGACCCACUCACUAAUAAUGAACUAUGAACUAUACAAGAAAAUGGAAAUAUACCGAGCCGAGCCAGCGACCAAUUUGGAAUUGACACAGUUUCAUAGUGAUGAGUAUAUAGAUUUUAUUGAUCGAGUUACACCUGAUAAUUUGCACUUGUUUCCGCGUGAAGCCCAGAUUUUUAAUGUUGGAGAAGAUUGUCCUGUAUUUGACGGGUUGGGGGAAUUUUGUAAGAUAUCAUGUGGUGGGUCAAUGGAAGGAGCAGCGAGGUUGAAUAACGGAAGUGCCGAUAUUGUUAUAAAUUAUGCUGGUGGGUUACAUCAUGCUAAGAAGUCUGAAGCGAGUGGGUUUUGUUACACAAAUGAUAUUGUAUUGGCAAUAAUAGAACUACUUCGAAAACAUCCAAGAGUAUUAUAUAUUGAUACUGAUGUUCAUCAUGGCGAUGGUGUUGAAGAAGCAUUUUACACCAGUGACCGAGUUAUGACUUGUUCUUUCCACAAAUUUGGUGAGUUUUUUCCAGGAACGGGGAAUGUUGGAGAUAUUGGAAUUGGUAAGGGGAAAUACCAUUCAGUAAAUGUUCCCUUGAGAGAUGGUAUAGACGAUGCUUCGUAUAAAUCAAUUUUUGAACCAAUUAUUCAAAGAAUUGUCGAUUGGUACCAACCAUCAGCAAUAGUUUUACAGUGUGGUGGCGACUCGUUGAGCGGGGACAGAUUGGGCCCCUUCAAUUUAUCAAUGAGAGGACACGCCAAUUGCGUUAAUUUUGUACGAUCCUUGGGGUUACCGAUGAUUGUGUUAGGUGGAGGUGGUUAUACGAUUCGAAACGUUGCAAGGACAUGGGCAUUUGAGACGGGUAUAUGCAAUGGAGUAAUACUACCGAAAGAGCUACCUUAUAAUGGAUAUUAUGAGUAUUACGCCCCAGUGUAUGAGUUGGACGUACGAUCUUCAAACAUGAAUAAUGCAAACUCAAAAGAAUACUUGGAUAAAUUGUUGACUCAAGUGGUUGCAAAUCUAGAUCAUACAAAACAUGCACCUUCAGUUCAAAUGCAUGAUGUUCCGAUGGACAAGGAGGAUCUAGGGGACAUAGAUGAAGAUAUGCCAGAUGCAAUAGAUACAAAAGGCGGAUCACAAAUGCAAAGAGAUAAAAUAGUAGAAAACGAAGCUGAAUUUUUUAAUGACGAAGAGAAAGAUAAAGGCGAGAAAAAUAUAUUUGAACAGGAGAUGGCUGCAACCAAUACAACUGUUGUUGAUGAAGAAAGAACAACAAUAGCAAAACUAGGCGGCGAAAAGACGGAGAAAGAGGAGACACCAAAAGCAAUAGCUCUAUAUGAAGAUGAAAAAGCUGAAAUUGAAGCAUUAAACAAACAAGAUUGA